Molecule: messenger RNA, 2784 nt
Organism: Penicillium bovifimosum
Lineage: Eukaryota; Fungi; Ascomycota; Eurotiomycetes; Eurotiales; Aspergillaceae
Product: DEAD/DEAH box helicase
Exons: 4
Coding region: 1-2784 (927 amino acids)
Molecular function (GO): ATP binding; ATP-dependent chromatin remodeler activity; nucleic acid binding
Source: RefSeq, a predicted model, not a curated record
AUGCCACCAAAACGCAAGUCUGAUGUUGGCCCAGCCAAUGAUGCUUCGGCUAGUAAGCCUGAGCGUGCGCCGAAAACCAGCCGUACAGCUUCUACUGCGAGCCCUCAUGAAACUAUCUCAGGCCAGAGAUUUGGCGAGUCUGCCGACUACAUUCCAUUGACCCAGGUAGCUGGCGCGGACGAAGAUGACGAAGACGCGUUUGAGGUUCUCCAAAGUUCCCAGGCAGUGGAUGAUUCCUCUCUGGCCGACUCCAUUCUCUAUGGUAUUCUCAUGACCAAGAUUGUUGGUGUUCGCUAUUACAGUGGCCAUGCCAACCCGGGUGAACGUGUCAUUGUCAUCCGGGAUGCCAAUAAUAAAUAUGACAGCAAUGCCAUCAGGAUCACCAAUGUAAUGGGCGCCCAAAUUGGGCACAUUCCGAGGGAGGUGGCGGCCAGGUUAGCUCCUUACAUGGAUGCUCGUGAUCUUCUCCUCGAAGGGACGUUGACUGGACCUAUCGGUAACUUCACAUGCCCGAUGAACUUGAAAUUGUUUGGCCCCCGCGAUCCAAUCAAACGAUCCCAGUUGAAGCAAAGAAUGCAAAAUGACAGAAUUCCUGUUCGCCAAUUGUAUGACUUAGAGCGCGAAGAACUCAGGCUUCAAAGGGAAGCUGAGAAGCGUCGGAUGGAGGCUGCACAGAGAGCCCGCGCCAUAGCGCUUGCACAAGCGUCAGCACAAUGGCAAGCCAACAGAAACGCGCAAUUUUCGAACCUCACAACGGCGGGGACUGGACUUGGUGUCCAGCGGAAUGAAAGCCUGGAAGCACUUCUCAAUCAGAGCUCCACCUUCAAUCCUCGCGAUAUUGGCCGGGUAGUCGAAAACUUCGGACAAAAGGAGUCUGAUCUGGUUAAUAUGCCAAUGGUCGAUACUCCAGCCGGACUUACUACUCAAUUACUUCCGUAUCAGCGCCAAGGACUCGCUUGGAUGAUCAAGCAGGAAUCGCCGAAACUCCCUGCGAGGGGCUCGGACGAUAUCGUGCAAUUGUGGAAACGACGUAACAAUGCGUUCCUCAAUGUUGCAACUAAUUAUUCGACGGACAAAGAGCCAACGCUCGCCAGCGGUGGCAUCCUUGCCGAUGAUAUGGGCCUAGGCAAGACAAUCCAGAUCAUAUCCUUGAUUCUUGCAAACCCAAAGCCUCUCACUGCAAACUCGUCUAAGACGACCUUGAUCAUAGCUCCCGUUGGUGUCAUGACCAACUGGAGGAAUCAGAUCACGGAACAUGCCAACAAGGAGACAGCCCCCAGUGUUUUGAUUUAUCAUGGUUCGGGGAAGAAGGAAGCCGCAAAUCUGGCAAAUUAUGAUGUGGUCGUUACCAGCUACGGGGCCCUGAGCAGUGACUUCAAUCCUGACGCUACUAGGCCGCCUGCUAAGGGCAUAUUCUCUGUUCAUUGGCGUCGUGUUGUGCUUGAUGAGGGCCAUACCAUUCGCAAUCCUAGUUCCAAGGCUUCUCUAGCGGCAUGCGGUUUGCGAGCCGACUCCCGGUGGACGUUGACCGGUACGCCCAUCAUCAACACUCUCAAGGACUUGUACUCGCAGAUCCGUUUCUUGAAGUUUUCGGGCGGCUUGGAAGACAUGGGAAUUUUCAACAGUGUCUUGAUUCGACCAGUUAAUGCAGGAGAACCCGAGGCUCGACUGCUUCUUGAGGCUCUCAUGGCUACCAUCUGCUUGCGGCGCAGAAAGGACAUGGAAUUCAUCAACCUGAAGUUACCGGAGAUGACAUCUCGUGUCAUCAGAAUCAAGUGGCACCCCCAUGAAGUAGAGAAGUACACUGCUUUCCAAACCGAAGCAAAGGGUGCUCUUCUGGAUUUCAAGGACAAGGAAGGAAAAACCAAGUACUCACACUUGCUCGAGGUCAUUCUUCGUCUUCGCCAAGUCUGCAAUCACUGGGUGCUCUGCAAGAACCGCCUAGACAAGCUCAUGAGCAUGCUGGAAAACCACAAAGUCGUGCCUCUGACACCUGAAAACAUCCGAGCCCUGCAAGAGAUGUUGAAUCUCAUGAUUGAAAGCCAAGAACAGUGCGCCAUCUGCCUCGACACGCUCGAUAAACCGGUCAUCACUGCCUGCGCCCACGCCUACUGCCGAGGCUGUAUCGAACAGGUUAUCGAACGCCAGCACAAGUGCCCCCUCUGUCGCGCAGAGAUCAAGGAUAACAACACUCUGGUCUCCCCCAAUGCCGACUUAGGUGAUGACACAACCGCCGCUGAAGCUGAUCCCGAGAACCCAAGCAGCAAGAUCGAAACCUUAGUCAAGAUUCUCACCGCGCAGGGUCAGGCACCAGGCACGAAGACUGUAGUCUUCAGUCAAUGGACCUCAUUCCUGAACCUCGUCGAGCCACACCUCGCUCGAUGCGGGGUUAAGUUCGUCCGCAUCGAUGGCAAAAUGUCGUCCGUGGCACGUGACAACUCUAUCAACGCCUUCUCGAACGACCCUGAGUGCACCGUGCUCCUGGCAAGUCUGAGUGUGUGCAGCGUUGGCCUCAACCUCGUUGCCGCGAACCAGGUUAUUCUGUGUGACAGUUGGUGGGCGCCGGCAAUUGAGGACCAGGCUGUCGACCGGGUGUAUCGGCUUGGACAGAAGCGGGAGACCACAGUCUGGAGACUGGUUAUGCAGGGCAGUAUUGAGGAGCGUGUGUUGGACAUUCAGGAGCGGAAGAGGAGUCUUAUGCUUGCUGCUUUCCGCGAGACGGCGAAGAAGAAGGCUGAGGAUGCUGGCACUCGUGUUGCAGAUCUUGAGGCUCUUUUGCAGUGA